AUUGCAUUGACUUUCAAUAACCCUGGUAUACAGUAAGGAGUCACACACCGGAUCUUUUCCCGUUACAUAACCGCCUUCGUUUUGAACUAUAAAUACCAGAUUCUAAUAAAUCAUUUCGCGCCUGUAUCAUUUGCACACAAAUUCUUCACCAACACAUUUUCUAGGGUUUCGUUGCGACUCAUCUACUGAUCAUUGAGCUGUUGAUCAUCAACACACCUGCAAAUUUCAGUGAAAUCGUCUAAUUUGAGUGCAAAAUGAGCAAGCUAGUAGGAUUAUCAGGCAUGAAGAGCCUCGAUCGUUUCAAAUAUUCGUUAGGAUCGACUUCUUCUAGUCCGGCAGCUGCAAAAACUUUCUAUAUUUCUUCACAUCAACCUUCGAAUUCAAGUUCUUCAGGAAGUUUCGCUAAUUUGAAGCUCGCUGCAGAGAAAUUGGUGAAAGAGCAAGCUUCAUCGAAAACAGAUCUAGACCUGGCGAAUUCUAAGAUUAAGAAAUUGUCGGACCAUAUUCAUGUGUUGGAAGAGAAGUUGCAGCAUGCUUAUAAUGAAAAUGCAAAGCUUAAAGUGACGCAUAGAGAAGAUGAGAAACUUUGGAGAGGACUAGAGUCAAAGUUCUCCUCCACAAAGGCCAUAUGCGAUCAACUUACUGAAACGUUACAAACUUUAGCUGAUCAGGUUAAGAAUGCUGAGAAAGACAAAGUCUUUUUUGAAAAUAAGCUGUCUGAAACUUCAGUAGCUUUAGACAAUCUGAAUGGACAGAUGAAAUCUCUCUCUCUGAGGCUGGAAUCAUCAGAAGAAACCGUCAGGACUCGUGACAAAGAGUUGAAGGAACUUUGCAUUGACAAGGAAAAUGUAGAGAAACAACUUAGAGACGAACAUGACAAAGUUCUCAGUCUCAUCAAUGAAAAAGAUAAUCUAAUCAAGAAAUUUGAAGAGACUGUAGCAUCUAAUGAAUCAGCCAUAGAGAGUUUGAACUCUAAAUUGAGUGAGUUGAAAAUUGAGCUAGUAUCAAAGGAAGCUAAACUAAACAACAUGCAAGAAUCAUGUGAAAGGAAGGAGAAAGAGAAUACUGAUCUUAUAGCCUGUAACAAGAAGUUAAACGGGCAUUUAGACAAAGCAAUGCAGGAGAACCAGAAUCUAGAAAAUUUUGUUAAGAUGCUAACUGUUAAGCUCACAGAUUUGGAUAAACAGAGUCUAGACUUUUGGGAGAAGGUUAUAAAAGUCGAUGCUCUAUUUUCUUCUUGCUUUGAGUUAGUACAAGAGGGAAAUAAACUUGCAACACAAAAGGCACAAAAGCGUUUUGAUAGUCUUCAUGGUCAACUAUUGAAGACCACAUCAGGAAAUGAUGCAUUGCAGUUGGUUAAUAAAGAGUUGGAGAAUAAGAUCAGUGAGCUCCAGAAUGAUCUAAAGUUCACAAUGAGUCAGCAUGCAGAAGAAUCUCACUUAGCAGAAGAGAAGAUUCAGAGGUUAGAGUCUGAAGCAGAAACGCUUCUUGCAAAGAAGGUUGAACUGGAUAACGUGAUUACCACUUUGGAGGAUCAAAUCCGUUCUUUAUCUGAAGCUUCUAGAUUAUCAGAGAUACAAAUGCAAGACUUUCAGUUAAAGCAUUCAGAGUCUGAAACUGAGAAUAAAGAGAAUAUCAGGAAUCUUGAAUCCGAGAUACAUAGAACAAAAGAGGAAACAGAUACUCUGAAGAAGGAGAUUCUGCAGCAUGAGCAGCAUGUUGACUCACUCGAGAAACAACUUAAUGAGCUUCAUACGUUACUACAGGAGAAGGAACGGGCUGUUUUGGAAUCAAACGAAAGAGAGAAACUUCUGGAAGAUCAAAAGGCAGAGGCUCAGAAGUUGUUCAUCGAAGCUGAAGGUAAUCUGAAAAAAGCUAAGAAGCAAUAUGAUGACAUGCUGAGAAGUAAACAGUUAGAAUUGUCAAAGCAUUUGAAGGAAAUCUCUCAAAAGAAUGAUCAGGCGAUAAAUGAAAUUCGAAGGAGGUAUGAAUUGGAAAAACAGGAAUGCAUAAAUCUUGAGAAGGAAAAGGCGGAAAAGGCAAUUGUAGAUAUGGAAAAGAAAUGCGACCAAAAGCUUUCAGAAUGCAAAGAGGAAUCAAAGCGGCGACUGAUGCAGUUAAAGGGAGAACACACUGCUUUGGUUAACAACAUCCAGCAGGAGAACGAUAAGAAGGAAGCUAAUCUAAAAUCUAAUCAUACUGAAGAAGUAAAAAAGAUACGACUUCAGGCUGAGAAUGAACUUAAAGAGAAAACAAAGUUAAUCAAGAAUCAACAUGAAGCUGAGUUAAGGGAAUUGAGAUCUCAACAUGAAGAGGAGUGUAGGCAUCUCGAAGAGGAGCUGAAUAUCCAAAAAGACAGGGUGGGCCUGGUCAAGUUGGGUAAACGGGUCAAACUUAGUUCUAGAUGGUAUUUAUCACAGGAAGAGAGACAGAAGGCUUUGCUACAGUUGCAGUGGAAAGUAAUGAGUGAUCAGCCACAAGAAGACCAAGAAGUGACCUCAAGAAAGGACAUGCCUUACAUAAAUGCAACGCAGUCGCCUGUAACCAGCAUGUUAAAGAAAGCAGACAAGGGUAAAACAGGAAAUGUGAUUAACAUUCCCAAGCAUAGUAAAAAGGUAACUCACCGAGAAUAUGAAGUUGAAACUUCUCAUGGUACAACAAUCAAGCGGCGAAAGACAAAAAGUACAAUCAUGUUUCAGGACUCAAAAAAGAACAAGAGGCAAACACCAAAAGCCAGUACCCCUAGGAAUGCCAUUAAGCGAGUGAAGGGCGGGAGUCAACAAAAUCAUCAUCCUAAUAUAGGCGAUCUAUUCACAGAAGGGUCGUUGAACCCAUAUGCAGAUGACCCUUAUGCAUUCGACUAAAGGUAGUAUCUGAUACCUCAUGAAAGUAAUGUGUUUCUAAACUUGGAUAUUAUGUUUUCUUUUAUGCAUUGAAUUGAUAGGAAAGUAUUAUAUGACCCUGCUUCUCUGUUUUACUUGAUCAGAGAAUGACAAUCGACAAAUAUGAAUAUACACCAUAUAUCUUUUAUAUA
Helianthus annuus (common sunflower) is the source of this 3034-nucleotide messenger RNA. Its product is annotated as synaptonemal complex protein 1. The transcript has 15 exons. Bases 255 to 2864 code for a protein of 869 amino acids. Lineage: Eukaryota; Viridiplantae; Streptophyta; Magnoliopsida; Asterales; Asteraceae. The record is from RefSeq and is a predicted model, not a curated record. Gene Ontology annotation, biological process: reciprocal meiotic recombination.